Messenger RNA from Phaeodactylum tricornutum CCAP 1055/1, 1401 nucleotides. RefSeq lists its product with no specific name. Lineage: Eukaryota; Bacillariophyta; Bacillariophyceae; Surirellales; Neidiaceae. The record is from RefSeq and is a predicted model, not a curated record. The coding region runs from base 1 to 1401 and encodes 466 amino acids. The transcript is spliced from 2 exons.
AUGAACUCGAAUCUUUCGUCGCCUCUUUCUCUCGCGAGUAUAUCCUCCUCCGACGUCUUCCGCCCAACGAGGCGCCUUCAGGAUCUGUUCGGUUUCCAACAAUACCACCACGAUGACAACAGUGAAGAUCAAGUCUUGACCGAAAUCGAAGCAGAUUGGCAUGCUAUUGUAGACGCGGGAUACUCGUGGUGUGAUGUUUCGCGAGUUCUUGAAGGACGGGUGGUCUGGUUGAAUCAUGAAAAUAGGGAUGGUGACGUAUUCUUGGCAUCCCGUACCACCGAAGUGUCCUGGAUAGGAUUUUUGACGAGAAAUACUAUUGAGUCCUCCACAACUUGCCAGUUUUCCAUUGAUGUCGCUUACAGUAACGGAGGAAAAUGUACAUUAAAUGACGCUCCAACCGCACGAAACGUUGGGAUUUACUCCGAUUCUGUCACGCGGGCGGCACAAGUACUCCAAGAUAUUCUCAGCCAGCUGGUAGGAUCUCAGAACUGUCCUUCGACACCGUCAUUCGAGGAAGUCACACUAGCCUGUUGUCAUGGGAAUACAGGAGACAGGACUCUGCCCCUAACUGCCUCUCUGUUGAAGAAAUGGCUAUGGGAUGGCAGUGAAAGUAUAUCAUCACCUCUCCGACGCUUAGUUUUUUGCAAUGUUGUACUUUCCGCCGAGCAAUGUCGAGCCAUCACGCAGGCAACAUCGUUUAGCACUAGGAACAUGGAACUAAGGCUGGAGCGAUGCACAUUUGAAGACGACGGAGAAACCUUGGUGCAAAUACUACGCCAAAGCGAUUCUGCUAUUCGUCGAUGGAGCUUUUGGAAUGGACUCGGAAUGAGUACGAACGCUAGCUUGAAUUUUUUUGCCGCGUUGGGCGAGUCGGACCAGCUCGACAGCCUUGAUCUUUUUUGCAUCCCCUUAGAGCCAACACAGUGGGAGAAGAUGGUCGCGUGCAUUGCCCAAAGUCAGAGUAUCCAAAACCUGCGAUUGUUUUGCCGACGAGGGAUAUCGAACGGUCAAUGGAAUAUGCUUUGUGAAGCUCUGCGAGAUCACCAUGCGAUCCGGAAACUGUCGGUUAGGUAUGCGUUUCCCUUUUCUGUACCUCAUUUGUCAGAAGAGGCCAGAAAUCGACGAACACAGAUCCUGCUGCAAGCUUUGCAAGAUAACCACACCUUGGUAAACGUACAACUUUCGAGUCAAGAACACGACUUGGAGUUGUACCAUCCAGCGCUACGUGCUACUCUCCUCCUUAAUCGGUACCGACCUUUGUGGUCGACGUUGUGGCAUCCUCCAGAGACGGCAUCAUUCGAUCCCGCACAUUGUCAGGCGGCACGCCUGGUACACGUCUUGACCAGACCUUGCCUUCAAAAUAAUCCGGUCGAAAUCCAUUUAAUACUUCGCUCCACUUGA